Syngnathus typhle (broad-nosed pipefish) is the source of this 1281-nucleotide messenger RNA. RefSeq lists its product as uncharacterized. Bases 342 to 965 code for a protein of 207 amino acids. The record is from RefSeq and is a predicted model, not a curated record. Lineage: Eukaryota; Metazoa; Chordata; Actinopteri; Syngnathiformes; Syngnathidae. The transcript has 2 exons.
CCAAAAUAGACAACAUCUCUUCCCCUCUUACAAUGAACGUGCUAUAUGCACCUAUAACUUGACAUCUUCAAGAUCUAUCAAUAACUACUGUAGUAUCGCUGUUGUUAUGUUAUCGCGAGAACAGCAAAUGACUAGAGAGCGAGCAAGGAACUAGCAGCAAACAAGAAACGGACAUGUGGAAAUAAAGGAGUUGAAGUUAAACAAAGACUGUUUUAUUGAGGAACACAACAUUUUGGCGACGAGGAAACGGUUUAUCACGAACCCAGAAGCAAGAAAGGACGACUAGGAUUCUACGUCCAUACUGAAAAAAAAAGUGAGAAGACACCUGUAUCGUGUUGACCAUGUCGAACGGCGAUGGUCCCGGAGCCGGAGCCGCGCUGGGACAAGCUGCACCUGAACCCAGAGCAUCAGGAGAGACGCCAGCCAUGCUUAUGUUUGGACGAGACAUCCGCACCAAGUGUCCAACUCUGGAGAAGGCGAGUGAAGUACCAAAAGAAAAGGAGAAAACUGUUGAUAUCAGAAGCCAUCACACGGAGUACAAAACUAAAACGAAACAGUAUGCUGACCAGUACAACAGAGCAAAGGAGCACAACUUUAAAGUUGGUGAUGUUGUUUACAUUGCUAGUAUGGAGAACGGAAAGCUGGAUUCUACUUUUAAAGAUGUCAGAUAUGUUCUUUUGAGAAACACAGCCGACAAUUCUUUUGAGCUGGUCAAUACAGAGGAUGGAUCAAAAGUGAUCAGGAAUGUCAAACAUCUACGACAUACGCCCAUUAUAAUGGACUUUGAUGUUCCUGAGCAUCCAUUGGUUCAUGCUCAAAUCAACAGUGAUUCUGUGGAUGUGCCGAUUGCUAAUACCGACCAUGCAACCGAGAGACCACCUGAACCGGACCCAACUGUAUCUGAUAUCAUCACUACCAGGAAGGGCCGAGUGAUAAGAAAGCCCAUCCGAUACAGAGAGACUUGAAAAGAGAGACUAUAAGUUUGUUUGUUGUUAUAUGUGAGACAACUUGUAUUGAUGUAAAAAGAAAAAAAAAAUCUUGCAUUCUAAACAAAGGAGGAAUAUGUAGUAUCGCUGUUGUUAUGUUAUCGCGAGAACAGCAAAUGGUCAGCAGCUAACAAGAAACGGACAUGUGGAAAUAAAGGAGUUGAAGUUAAACAAAGACUGUUUUAUUGAGGAACACAACAACUACCAUUAAACAAAUAUCAUAUAUGGUCCAGACUAUUAUGACAAUAAUAUUCCCAUGAAACCUUAACUUUGGGUGCGUUUGGACUACGUCAAA